Macrobrachium nipponense is the source of this 1834-nucleotide messenger RNA. Its product is annotated as small ribosomal subunit protein uS12m-like. The transcript is spliced from 5 exons. Gene Ontology annotation, molecular function: structural constituent of ribosome. Gene Ontology annotation, cellular component: small ribosomal subunit; ribosome. The record is from RefSeq and is a predicted model, not a curated record. Bases 129 to 782 code for a protein of 217 amino acids. Gene Ontology annotation, biological process: translation. NCBI's taxonomy places the organism in Eukaryota, Metazoa, Arthropoda, Malacostraca, Decapoda, Palaemonidae.
UCCAGCUAUUACUAAUACUAGCCUACUUUUAUUUACGUUUUGCCCUGCGUUGAAAAAUCCGGUUGCAGUUAUCAAUGUGUAGUUGAAUUGUUGAAAAAAAAAAAUUCCACUUUGGAAAAGACGGCACCAUGCUGGGCCUACGAACGCUGAGGAGCGCAUUUUCCAAACUGAAUCUUGCUUCUUUAUCUUCACCAUCGCUAGCUGAAGGUGCCAUGAAGCCAGCGAGGGUCCAAGGACUGGGUCAUCGUCAGAGGCCGCCCUUGGCCAUCUGCCAAGCAGCAAACACCUGCGGGAGGACAUUCGCUAGUUGGAGCAGCAGAUGGUCUUCUCCUCCGUUCCUCGGAUCCGUGGACACCACCAGAACCCAAGGAUCGAGGGGUCCUUUGUCCGCAGCGCCCCAAAUUCAGCUGGGUCCUGCACACAGUUUCUCCACAACAGACGCGAGGUCUGCCAGCCUGUACCAGAUGCACAAGAGAGGCCCUAUCAUCAAGAAACGGAAAAACAAGAAUCCUCUAGGAGACAAGCCCAUGGCUAGGGGCGUGGUGCUGAAGACCUUGAUCAAGAAGCCCAGGAAACCUAACUCAGCCAAUAGAAAGUGUGUCUUGGUUCGCCUCUCCACCGGGAAGGAGCUGAUCGCCUACGUGCCCGGCGAAGGGCACAGCUUGCAGGAGCACAACAUCGUCAUGGUGAGGGUAGGGCGUCUCCGGGACGUCCCCGGCGUCAAAGUGAAGUGCAUCAGGGGCGUAUACGACUUGGCCCACGUCGUCAAGAGAAAAACUUAGAAUUAGAGAUGUGAAUUGUUUUUUGUUUUUCAGGUAAAGACUACUACUAGUUCGCUGGUAUUCAAAGUUCGCGUCAAGAUUUAUUUGCGUCAUUAUCUCUUGGGUGAUGUUAAAAGUUCUUGUUAAAGGUAUUUUACGUAAUUACAUAAAAUAGUCACGUUGGAAUAAGCGUGUUUCUCAUUGUUCUUUCCAAGUGGAUUGAAAUAUACAAGCUAGGACUAUUUUUAUUUAUUAGUUUAUUAGUAAAGUUCGUUCAUUUCUGAUCAAAUAUUCACAUUUAAAUUUAUUUACGUAAUUAUUACAUAAAAUAUUCACGUUGGAUUAAACGUGUUGCAUUUUUCUUAGUGGAUUAUAUAUAUAGGUUCAAAGACGAACUUUUUGUUGAUUAGUCCAAUUCGAUAAUUAGUUGAAAUGUUUAAUGGACUACUUUGUAAAUCUUAAUAAGAACUUAUCAUUAAUUGUCUUAAAUUAAAGAUAUAUUUGAAGGUUUUUUUCGUGUUUGAUUUUUUCUUAAAUGAAAUAUAUAUUGAAGUUUUUCAUUAUUUUUUUCUUUAAUGAAAUAUAUAUUUGACUGUAUUUUAUCAUAGUUUCUGAAAUGGUACUUAUAUAUUUGAAGUUUUUUUAUAGUUAUUUUUUCUUAUUUGUUUGUAGUCAUUUUAUGUUUUUUUUAAGUAUUAUUCAUUAUAUAAGACCAGCUGUUUAUGAAUAUUAUCCUUGUUAUUAGCUAACUUCAUCUUGUAUAUAUUGCAAUGUUAGAUGAAUUUAGUUGUAUGAGUCAUUUAAAGUCUUGUUUUUUUUGAGCUGACUGUAAAUAACCCCAGCCGACAUCACUGUAGCUAAUCGUGAUUGGUGGAGGCUCAUGCACAGCGCCUGCUAUUGGUCAGAAUGAUAGCGUCUGUGGAUAUUUGCCGUCAGCACAAAAUAAAAAAAACAAAUAAAUAAAAUAAAAUGAAUAAGAACAUUAACAAGACUUAUUAGUGAUUUUUGAAUGUGAAAUCUUGGGUAGAGACUAGCGUAAAGUGACAUUUUGUAUAAAUAUAUAUCUGUUCAGA